GCCGCCUUUGAUAGCUUUACCCAUUUCUUCACGACACCCCCACCGACUGCUUCGUCGUCGGAGAACUAAAUUAUGACCUCCGACUCUGACAUCAAUGGCCGCCCCCACCAUAUAAUCCGCCCACCACCACCAUCAUCAUCAAACUACCGCCCACAUUAUUAUCCCCACUCUUCCUCCUCCUCCUCCUCCGCCUCCGCUUCAAUCAAAGGCUGUUGUUGUUGCCUUAUCCUACUGUUCUCCUUCCUCGCCCUCCUCGUCGUCGCCGUCGUUCUCGUCAUCUUCCUCGCCGUUAAACCCAAAAAACCAGAAUUCAAUCUCCAACAAGUCGGCGUCCAAUACAUCAACCUCGCCGCCACCAAUCCUCCGACGACCAACGUCAAUUCCCCCAGUUCCGCCUCUCUUUCUCUCGCCAUACGCAUGCUGUUCACUGCCAAAAACGAAAACAAGGUUGGGAUCAAGUAUGAGGAGUCCACGUUCAAUAUAAUGUAUCGUGGGAUUCCCUUGGGUCGGGGAACCGUACCCGGGUUUUUCCAGCCUGCUCACAGCAUCCGGCAGGUUCAGACGACGGUGUCGGUGGAUCGGGUGAAUCUGUUACAGGCCGAUGCUACUGAUUUGGUGAGAGACGCUUCGCUGAAUGAUCGGGUCGAACUUCGGAUCAUGGGUGAUGUAAGGGCCAAGAUUCGGAUCAUCGGGUUAACUUCACCCGCUGUGCAGGUAUCGAUAGAUUGUGGCAUUGUUAUAAGCCCCAGGAAGCAAUCCCUGACUUACAAGCAAUGUGGAUUCGAUGGUUUGCAACUAUGAUCUAAAUCGGAUCUUUUUUUGGGCAUAAAUUAGGCUAAAUUAUAUUACUUUUUCUUUUCUUACAAAAAUUGUAGAAAUAUUCAAGUAAUCCAUGGCCUAUUUCCCCCAUUUUA
This is a messenger RNA of Cynara cardunculus var. scolymus (artichoke), 914 nucleotides long. RefSeq names its product NDR1/HIN1-like protein 6. Gene Ontology annotation, cellular component: plasma membrane. NCBI's taxonomy places the organism in Eukaryota, Viridiplantae, Streptophyta, Magnoliopsida, Asterales, Asteraceae. The record is from RefSeq and is a predicted model, not a curated record. The transcript is spliced from 2 exons. The coding region runs from base 73 to 801 and encodes 242 amino acids.